This is a messenger RNA of Metarhizium robertsii ARSEF 23, 1467 nucleotides long. Its product is annotated as Velvet 2. The coding region runs from base 1 to 1467 and encodes 488 amino acids. Lineage: Eukaryota; Fungi; Ascomycota; Sordariomycetes; Hypocreales; Clavicipitaceae. The transcript is spliced from 6 exons. The record is from RefSeq and is a predicted model, not a curated record.
AUGGGGUCGACGUACCCUCCUCCCUCAGACAUGUCGCAGCAGUUACCUCUUCCAGGCGGCUCGUACCCGCCGCCAGGUUCAACUGCUGCCUCAAGCCACCAGACCACCGGCCAUUCAAUGUAUGGCUAUCACAGUCACCAUAACCACCAGCAGCAUCAACAGCUACCGCCAUCGCAGCCUCGUCCUUCACAGCUCAGUGCUCACGACGUUCAUCAUCAACGACCUGGCAGCCAGUCACAAAGUCAACCCCCUCAUCAUUCGCAUCCAAACCCACAACCUCAUCAACUCUCUCAACAUGUCCAGUCGCACCCUUCUCAUCCGCUUUCCCAGCACCAACUUCCCCCGUCACAAAUGCAACCUCCUUCGCGUUCCAGGCAAGAUGACACACAGCCAGCAUCUGCUGGUGGUGUAACCUCAACACCCGCAGGGAAACCUCUUGGGAAUCCCCAGCAGAUAUUGAGCCCGUUCUCGAAAAUUGACGAUGUGACUGGUCGCAAGUACCAACUCGACGUUGUUCAACAACCCCGACGAGCGCGAAUGUGCGGUUUCGGCGAUAAGAUAUUGCCACUGGCAAAGAAAUUGAUUGCAAGUGCGCCUCCCCUCCCUGACAUCGACCACUCCAUGUUUGUCCUCAACGUUGAUCUCUGGAAUGAAGACGGCACAAAAGAGGUCAACCUUGUUCGCUCCUCCACAGGCAGCCCUUCGAUCUCAUCGACUACACCUUACUCAUAUACCACCUUAAAUGGAGGUGAUGUCGGGAUGGCCCCGUACACUCAACAUGUCCUUCCAUCUAAUCGCGACCAAUCGUACAAUACACCUCCCACUGUCGGUUACGGUCAGGACUAUCAGAUACAAGGUGGAUACGGCCAAGCGCCGUCCUAUCCUUCAAAUGGCUCAUAUGGCCCACCACAGCAAUAUUUCCCUCAUCACCAAUCAUACCGCCCUGAGGGGAAUGUCACACCUCUACCUUCACAGUCGAAUGUUUCUCCGUAUACUAGAAAUGGUUCUACCGGCCCAACGGGCUAUGUUCAAGACCAUAAUCCUAUGGCGAGGAUGGCAAUGGUUGGCGGACAGCCACAAGGCAUGUUUACUCGAAAUCUGAUCGGCAGCUUGGCAGCUAGUGCAUUCCGUCUUAGCGACACUCAUGACCGUAUUGGAAUAUGGUUUGUUCUUCAAGAUCUCAGUGUCCGGACAGAAGGCCCCUUCCGCUUGCGGUUCUCUUUUGUAAAUGUUGGGCCGCCAGACGGCACCCCUCGCGAUUCUGGUGCCCCAAAGAUCAACAAAAACAGGGCCCCAAUUUUGGCAUGCUGUUUUAGCGACGUGUUCAAUGUAUAUUCGGCCAAGAAGUUUCCCGGUGUGUGUGAAAGCACGCCAUUGAGCAAGACAUUUGCCACUCAAGGAAUUAAAAUACCAAUUCGAAAGGACUCGAAUGUCAAAGGUGGUGACGACGACGACUACGGCGACUAG